Molecule: messenger RNA, 1389 nt
Organism: Penicillium lagena
Lineage: Eukaryota; Fungi; Ascomycota; Eurotiomycetes; Eurotiales; Aspergillaceae
Product: sugar porter family MFS transporter
Exons: 4
Coding region: 1-1389 (462 amino acids)
Biological process (GO): transmembrane transport; carbohydrate transport
Cellular component (GO): membrane
Molecular function (GO): carbohydrate:proton symporter activity
Source: RefSeq, a predicted model, not a curated record
AUGGCCUUUACCCUCGUUACCUUCUGCUGUGCUUUCGCAGCCCUAGGCUCGUUCCUCUUUGGUUAUGACUCGGGCGUCACCUCAUCCAGCAUCAGCCAGGAUGCCCCUCUACGCUACUUCGGCUCGCCGGGCUUAUCGGACGCGGCUACUGGAGGCAUAAUCUCUUCUUAUACAGGAGGUGCUAUCGCGGGCUCGGUGCUCACGCCUUAUAUCUCGGACUUUUACGGACGCCGAAUGGUGAUCUUUGUCGGCGGGUUGCUCGGCGGUCUCGGGGCCGCGCUCCAGGGGGGUGCGGUUACUCUCGCGAUGUUAAUCGCUGGCCGAUUCACCGCUGGGUUCGCCAUUGGUCUCAUGUCUGCCACUAUUCCCGUAUAUUGUAGCGAGGUCGCGCCGCCCCGGAUUCGCGGUUUACUCGCCAGUAUGCAGCAAUGGAUGAUUGGCCUCGGUAUCAUGGUCGCACAGUGGGCCGGAUACGGAUGUUCUCUCCAUGACAGCAAUUUCUCCUGGCGCUUCCCGCUCUCUUUUCAAGUGGUGCCAGCAGUCGUUCUCACCUGCGGAGUGUGGUUCCUCCCCGAAUCACCGCGCUGGCUCAUCGAAAAGGGCAAAGACAGAGCAGGUCGCGCUGUGCUAAGCCGGCUGCUUCUCAACCGAUGGGCAAGCAAUAACGCGCUGGUCGAGCACGAACUCGCCCAGAUCCACGAGAGCCUGCUGUACGAGCAGCAAGCAGCCGUCCGGUCCUGGCGACAGCUCUUCCUUACGGCGCGCUGGCGCCGCGGGAUCCUGCUAGCGUGCGAUCUGCAAACCUUCACGCAGACCUCAGGGACGAACAUGAUUCAGAACUACGGACCUCGACUAUACAUGUCACUAGGCCUCUCCACAUCGACAUCACUAAUGAUCAUCGGGGUAUGGGGCGCAGUAGCUCAGCUCUGGAACACGAUAUUCCUGACUUUCAUCGACAGCGUCGGGCGUCGUAAGCUGCUUAUCCCGUCGCUGGCCGGCAUGGGCGCAGCCAUCUGCGUAGAAGCCACGCUGGCGCACUACGUCGACUUCAGCAGUCCAAGCGCAGACCAAGACGCCCUGCGCGCGGCGAUCGCUAUGUUUUUCGUCUUCUCGCUUUUCUACACUGCGCUCGGCAUGAUCUCCUGGAUCUACCCGUCGGAGAUCUUCCCUACUGCCAUCCGUGCCCGCGGUUCCUCCAUCGCUACCGCGACUAAUUGGUCCCUUAACCUCAUCUUCACGCAGUGCUCGCCUAUCGCGUUAACAUCCUUGGGAUCGGAGUAUUUUUACUGCUUUGUGGCCUUCAAUUGGACGGCUGCUGUGCUUGUAUGGGCUUUUUAUCCGGAGACGUCUGGCUGCUCCCUAGAAGAAGUGGAGGAAGUAUUCCGGUAA